UGUCUUCCUUGUCAUAUGCAGUCAUAUGUUGUCGUGAGCAACGUUUGAAGCCGUCGGAGGAUGACGGAGUAAGCGCGUUUUCUCUGAUUUGCAAACUAUAAACCUUUGUUUUGUGGAUUCCUUUUCCACGGCAUCUUGCAGUGUGAUUUAUCGGGUCAGUGAAGCGGCACGUGUUCCCACCGUGUGCACGGCGACGACGAAAACAAAGUUGCGUUUUCUGAACGCGUGGUUCAGUCGUUGGUAAAGGGUGAUUCUCUGCAGUGUCUCCAGAAGCCUGUGGUCUUGUUGCCUAGUCCUCUGCGCAACUCUUUGAUUGACGUGCGUCGUUCUGCAUAUUUCGACAUUGAGCCGUCCAAUUCUACUUGUCGUGAGCAACUCGGUACUUUCUAAGUGCAGCUGAAUUGCGGUGAAAUGGCCGCUAUCCUGCCUUCGCGUUUUGCCGUUCUGAAAGUUGAAGGCGAAGAUCCCGAGGAGUCUAAGACAACAAAAAAACCGCAGCCCGCCAAGAGUGGUUCAGCUGGGGAUCGCAACUCCGUGACAACCAAGCCGAAACCCAAGAAGAAGAAGAAGCCGGCGGAAAACCAGGCCAAUGCGAAACAAGCCGCUCCGCAGGCUGGCAAAGCUCAGGAACGAGGGGACGACUGGGAGUCUUGGAAGAGGAGAGAUGAUCAGUUUGUCUCUGAUGUCUAUGAACAAGACCUCCAGCAAGCACUGCUUCUGAGUCGGUUGGAUUAUGAAGAGAAGAAAGAGUUUUAUGAAGCUCAUCAAAAAGAAACCACCGUGGCAAACCUGGCAGCUCCAGGCAGCCGUGGCAAUGUCAACAAGAACAAGAAAAAGAGCACAGCUGCAAAGAAGGAAAAGAAGACGACUACUAUGACUCUAGAAGAGUUCAACCAGCUAGGGGGAGGUUCGUCAUGUUCCGAGGUGGUUGAACCAGAGAACCGAGAGGCACCUGACAUAAGAAACAAUGAGAAGAGGUCAUUGUCACCACCAAAGGAGGCCAUCUUCGAACAGGUAGCAAGGGAUGCCAAAAAUAUUCUGUCACGAGAGCAAAGGAUGGAAGAACUGAAGACAAAGCAGCCUUUCUUAGCAGAGCAAGCCAGAACGUUGCAGUUCCAGGAUGAAUUGGAGAAAAAGGACCAGCAGAUAACUGCACUUAAGAAGCAUAUUGAAGCCCUGGCUGCCGAGCUGAAGGUGGUGAAGCUUCGCAACAAGCAGCUGUGCAACAUCUUGGCCCAAGGUGAAAUGCAAGACAAGGCAGAGAUCCUGCGGGACUUUGAGGAAGUGACACAGGUCAAGGACGAACUGACUCAACAGGUUACCGAGCUACAUGCUGCACUGGAGCAAGAACGGUCAAAGGUGCGCUUGCUGCAGCAGGAUCUCAAGAAGGGUGGGAAGAGAGAACCUCGGUAGCAUUUGGGCCGGCCCCAAGUUUUUUACUGUCUGCCUGCGAAGUGCAAAGGCUGCACUGUAAAUGCCAGGACAAGACACGUCGCUAAUGGGGCCUUGUCUGCUGAAAAACAUUGCAACUACUGCCAUUGCACAUCUUCUAGCGUCUAGCAGGCUGGCUCGCUUCUUAUGUACAUACAUCAGGCGGACUGUGUGUUGGUUCUUUUUUAUUUCUUACAUAAACAUGUGAUGUGUUUGUCUGUUACUUCAGGGAACAAAUGAAGUGGCUACAAUUGUUAAUUUAAUUUGGAGGUGAUGUAGAACAUUGUUGAUUAAAGUCACAUUCUCUGUUA
This is a messenger RNA of Dermacentor albipictus, 1742 nucleotides long. RefSeq names its product G kinase-anchoring protein 1-like. Gene Ontology annotation, biological process: signal transduction. The record is from RefSeq and is a predicted model, not a curated record. NCBI's taxonomy places the organism in Eukaryota, Metazoa, Arthropoda, Arachnida, Ixodida, Ixodidae. Gene Ontology annotation, cellular component: Golgi apparatus.